This is a messenger RNA of Hepatospora eriocheir, 909 nucleotides long. The record is from the annotation of a GenBank genome assembly. Lineage: Eukaryota; Fungi; Microsporidia; Hepatosporidae.
AUGUUUUAUGUAAAGAGAGAUCAAGGAUUGGCUAAUAAAUGUGAUUGUAUUGAUAAUUGUAACUUACCUGCUAGAAGAGGUGUGUUAUAUCAAGGAAAUUUAGCAUCAUCAUUUUUUGAUCAAAAAAUUAUUUAUAAUUAUGAUGGUAAGAAAGUUGAAUUAAAUGACAUUACAAUUUUAAAAGAUUGUGCUUCUAUUAAAAAUAUAUUCGAUCUUAAUGUAAUUAUAAUUGAUGGAAAGGAAUUUAUAAUAGUUUUAACUAUCAAUGCUUUCUUUAUUAUUCAUGAUGAUAUAAUUAUUAAAAAGAGUGUUUCUGAUUAUAAUUAUAUUGCACCUAAUAGAAAUGUUAUUCAUGAUUUUAUAAAGGAAAUGUCAUAUUCAAGUUUAUUUAUGUACUUUAAUAUUUAUUUUAGUUUAUCACCGGUUGGUAAAACAAGUGAAGUUGAAAUAGUUAACUUUUAUAAUUUAAAAGAGUCUAAUCAAAAGUUAACUGAUACUUUCUUACUUUUUCUUAAUAAUUUAAGACCCUUUCAAAAUGUUCUUUGUAAGGCUUAUAGAUUAUUAGAUGAUAAGGGAAAGAAUGAGGUAUUACAAUUUAUUAAUAUUGAAUUAUUAGAUUCUGAAUGUUUAUCUUUAAUUAUACAAUUUCAUUAUGAUCUCAUUGAAAUGUUAGUAUCAAAAUGUAUAAGAGAAAAUAGAUUAGACAUUUUAAAAGAUACUUAUGAUUAUUUUAAGAAUAUUGAAAAUGUUGAUGUUAUAAGACUUACACUUCUUAGAAAUAACAUUUUAUUUGAAAAGAUAGAAGGGUUUGAGGAUAUUUAUGAAAUGCAAAUGUACGAGGUUGAGGCAUCUAGAAAUUAUUUUAAUCCCCAAUCAACUGAUUUAUUUGAUAAUAAUUUCUUUAAAUAA